UACGGUCAGCCAGGUUAAUGGUUCUUGCUUGGUCUGCGCUUUCUCUUGCAGCUUUGGGUAACCCAACCUCUUGAUCCAUCGACUCCCACCACCAAAACCUCCUCUGAUCUAUCGGCCCAACCCACCCUCUGAUCUGACCAAUCUCAAGAGCCUUCGCUUCCUACUCCCAGCUCAAAGACCCCCUUCCCAAACAAAAGGCUCUUCCUUUCCUGCUCACUUCGGAUUGGAUCUCUUCGCUACUAAUACAAAUCUGGCGGUCAAUCUUGGCCAGCAACGAAAGGAUCGAUUUUGAUUGAGCUCAGAGAUUUUGGGAACUUCAAGCAUAGCUCCAUUUGACCGAAAUCCGAUUUCAUUUGGGUUUUCCAGUUCCAAGUGGUUGGGGAGAUCAAUUUCCAUCUGGGUUUUUAUAUCUGCUGCUGGAAUAUUGUUUUCCUUUUCUCUGGGGUCGUGAUCGGUUUAUGAGUGGGACAGUCAUAUUCUAGAAGAUGUUGUAGAAGCUGGAUUAGCUGGGCUGAAAGAUAAGAAUGGGAAAGAUGAUCAACAAACCGCUGGUCCUGACGUACCUUUACCUAUUUAUCUACAUUUUACUUUCAUCUGGAGUUAUACUUUACAACAAGUGGGUACUCUCUCCUAAGUACUUCAAUUUCCCAUUUCCAAUUACACUGACCAUGAUUCAUAUGGGAUUUUCUGGAGCAGUAGCCUUUCUUCUUAUUCGUGUUUUCAAGGUUGUAGCUCCAGUUAAGAUGACCUUUGAAAUAUAUGCAACAUGUGUCGUACCAAUCAGUGCAUUCUUUGCUUCUAGUCUCUGGUUUGGCAACACUGCUUAUUUGCACAUUUCUGUGGCCUUCAUCCAGAUGCUGAAAGCUCUAAUGCCAGUGGCAACCUUUAUCACGGCAGUUAUGUGUGGCACUGAUAAAUUAAGGUGUGAUGUAUUCUCGAACAUGCUCGUGGUGAGCAUCGGGGUUGUGAUUUCCUCGUAUGGGGAAAUCCAUUUUAAUAUUGUUGGUACAGCUUACCAGGUCACAGGAAUAUUUGCUGAGGCUCUUAGGCUGGUUUUGACCCAAGUCCUGCUGCAAAAGAAGGGGUUAACUCUAAAUCCCAUCACUAGCCUGUAUUAUAUUGCUCCAUGCAGUUUUGUGUUUCUGUUUGUGCCUUGGUAUUUACUCGAGAUGCAAGAGAUGGAAGUUUCACAGAUCCAGUUCAACUUUUGGAUCUUUUUCUCUAACGCCAUCUGUGCUUUGGCUCUCAACUUUUCCAUUUUCCUGGUUAUCGGUCGAACUGGUGCGGUUACCAUGCGCGUAGCUGGCGUAUUGAAAGACUGGAUACUGAUAGCACUUUCCUCUGUUAUAUUUCCUGAGUCGACAAUAACUGGGCUCAAUAUAAUAGGCUAUGCAAUAGCUCUUUGUGGUGUUGUUAUGUAUAAUUACAUUAAGAUUAAAGAUGUUCGUGCAUCUCAAACUCAACCAGAUAGUAUUCCAGAAAGAAUUACAAAGGAGUGGAAGCUCGAGAAGAAGUCAUCUGACCCUUUUCUGCCUAGCAAGGGGAGUGACAACAAUGGUGGAAGGAACGGAGGCAAUAGUCCCACAGCUGACCCUACCGUUGAUGAAGAAGCGCCUCUUGUCCCAACGUCAAGAUUUUAUUACGCAGGACGGACACAAUUUAAACAGCCAUUCUAACUGAGUUGGCAUCCUCAUAAUUAAGAAGCUUUAUAUUCAUCCUAAGAAACGAGAAGAUCAAGAUGGUGCGGCCAGAUGCAUCCCACAUCGGGCUUCCUACGGACAGGCUUUCAGAAACCACUGUGGAAGGCUGGCGCAUCAAUUCAAAUUGCAGAUCGGACACCUCCUCGAGGCACAAUGCAUAGGAGCAAAGGAACUGCAGUUGUACGCCAAUGAUAGGCUGACCAUAUUGUCCCUGCCCUUGAAUCAAUUGGCUCAUAUCCCUUUGCUAAAGGUGAUUACGUACUGUAGUUUUGAUUCCAGAUUAUAUUGAACCGGUGGUUCUUCGGCAAUGUCAAGUUAUUUCAAUGCGAUAACCAAAUGCAGGAAUGGUUUCUCAUC
Molecule: messenger RNA, 2057 nt
Organism: Eucalyptus grandis
Lineage: Eukaryota; Viridiplantae; Streptophyta; Magnoliopsida; Myrtales; Myrtaceae
Product: probable sugar phosphate/phosphate translocator At3g17430
Exons: 10
Coding region: 525-1676 (383 amino acids)
Cellular component (GO): trans-Golgi network; endosome; Golgi apparatus
Molecular function (GO): antiporter activity
Source: RefSeq, a predicted model, not a curated record